Chiloscyllium plagiosum (whitespotted bambooshark) is the source of this 3624-nucleotide messenger RNA. RefSeq names its product ATP-sensitive inward rectifier potassium channel 12. Gene Ontology annotation, biological process: potassium ion import across plasma membrane; regulation of monoatomic ion transmembrane transport. NCBI's taxonomy places the organism in Eukaryota, Metazoa, Chordata, Chondrichthyes, Orectolobiformes, Hemiscylliidae. Gene Ontology annotation, molecular function: inward rectifier potassium channel activity. Gene Ontology annotation, cellular component: plasma membrane. The record is from RefSeq and is a predicted model, not a curated record.
GGCAUUCAGCAAACGGGGCCCCUCAGCUGAACAACUCCUGCUCUGUGGACAGGAAUGACUGGUGUCCGUGAUAACCGCUACAGUGCUGUAUCCUCAGAAGAAAACGGGUUGAGGUUGUCAACCAUGCCAGGGAUCAACGGCUAUGGCAAUGGGAAGAUCCACACCAGGAGGAAGUGCCGCAGUCGUUUUGUGAAGAAGAACGGCCAGUGCAAUGUCCAGUUUGCGAAUAUGAGCGACAAACCCCAGCGGUACAUUGCUGACAUCUUCACCACGUGCGUGGAUGUCCGCUGGCGCUACAUGCUGCUGAUCUUUUCACUAGCCUUUGUCAUCUCAUGGUUGGCUUUUGGCCUGGCAUUCUGGCUCAUUGCGCUGAUACACGGUGACCUCGAGAACCCUACUGGUGACGACACUUUCAUGCCCUGCGUUUUGCAGGUGAAUGGAUUCAUCGCUGCCUUCCUUUUUUCCAUUGAAACCCAGACAACCAUCGGGUACGGUUUCCGCUGUGUGACGGAAGAGUGUCCAUUGGCGAUCUUCUUGGUGGUCUUCCAGUCCAUCGUAGGUUGCAUCAUAGACUCGUUCAUGAUUGGUGCCAUAAUGGCUAAGAUGGCACGGCCGAAGAAACGAGCCCAGACGUUACUUUUUAGCCAUAAUGCGGUUAUAGCCAUGAGGGAUGGCAAACUCUCUCUUAUGUGGCGGGUUGGAAAUCUGAGGAAAAGUCACAUAGUGGAAGCCCAUGUCCGGGCUCAGUUAAUCAAGCCACGGAUCACUGAGGAAGGAGAAUAUAUACCCCUUGACCAGAUUGACAUUGACGUGGGUUUUGAUAAAGGAUAUGAUCGUAUAUUCUUAGUUUCCCCAAUAACUAUUCUCCAUGAGAUUGAUGAGGAAAGUCCACUGUAUGGUAUUAGUAAGCAGGACCUGGAGAUGGCAGAUUUUGAAAUAGUGGUAAUCCUUGAAGGAAUGGUGGAAGCUACGGCGAUGACCACACAAGCUCGCAGCUCCUAUUUGGCCAGUGAGAUUCUAUGGGGCCAGCGAUUUGAACCAGUGCUGUUUGAGGAGAAGGACCAGUAUAAAGUGGACUAUUCACAUUUCCAUAAAACCUAUGAGGUGCCCACAACCCCUCGAUGCAGUGCCAAGGAACUGAUGGAAAGCAAGUUCCUCGUUCCCAGCACAAACUCCUUCUGCUACGAGAAUGAGUUGGCUUUCAUGAGCCGAGAUGAGGAAGACGAGGGUGAUGAUGAUGACAGUAGGGUCUUGGAUGAUCCAAGCCCAAACAGCAGUCGACAUGAAUUUGACCGAUUACAGGCAACUUUAGCGUUGGAUCAAAGGUCUUACAGAAGAGAGUCUGAGAUAUGACCUUUGACUGUUGUAAUGACCUUUUUUUUUCUCAAAUGUAAGGAAUGGGUUACCAAUCAUCACGAGUGCCAUAAAGGAUUUUAAAGCUUGCAUAGAAUUAGGAAUUUGAUUGUAAUGGUGGAGGGAAUUCUCACAUAUGAAGCCUAUCUGAAUGGUAAAUGAGUUAACAUUCGAUGUGAGUAAAGAUAGAAUUAUUACUGUCAUGCUUUUUAGAAGAUUAUGUAACAUUGAUAAUUACCUUCCAAUGGAUUAAAACUUAAAUGUAGAAGGUCAAGGGAUUGGUUCGAGGAAGACAUUGGAUCCAGUGUUGUUGGUGAUGUGUGCAACAAUGAGCUUUAAGAAAAAUAGAACUAGAACAAAAUCAUGUUUAGACUUGCAAAUAGGCAAUUUCAACUUGUCAGACCAGAUUUAAUACUCCUUCAGGGGUUUCUGUUUUCAAUGUUUUGACACUUUCCUUUGAAAGAAGGUAUCUUUGUACCAGCUGGCAAAUGAACAGAGAGCAGAGAUGGAAACUAAGCCCUGCAUCGAUCCAGCCACAGAGUGCACAUGGUUGUAUGUCAGCAAGCACAAUUACCUGUGCACUUCGCUGGUAUGCAGAGCUAGACAUUGGAUGAGGUGAAAAUUGCGCAAAGCUCCUGAGGCAUACAAAAGAAUAUGUCAUCGCGCUCGAGGUGUCACAUCAAUGUCAGUCAAGCAGAAUACAUUUUUGUAAAAAAUAAAGUUCUUUAUCUUUAAAUACAAAAUGCUUCACAAAAUUAUACUAUUGUACAGACCCAGCCAGACUGAGUGCUAUUAUAUAUAAUGUAUAUGCCUAGCUAAGGAGAGUGCUGAUCCCAUAUAUUUUAUAUAUAGAUACAUGCAUAUGCACACACACAUACACACACACACAUAUGCAAUAUGUACACUGUACAGUUGGGAGGAUUAGUGUUCUACACUGUAUAGACUUAGCCUGGCUGAGUGCUAUGGUUAAUUACUAUCAGGGGGUAAUUGAAGGGGAAGGAAUACCUGGAGGGAUAGCAUUUUUCCACAUUAAGAUGGAACUAAAAGGAAUUCAGCAAGGAACAACUCCCAAUGUGCAGCAUCAGUGGUUGGGAGCUGAGGGUGGAAUAUUGGCCAUUCACUGUCAUAGCUUUAAGUCUACAUUCUCCUCUAACAAGGCCCUGUUCUGUGUAUGGGGGAAACCACAGAAUUACUCCUGUGAUGUUCAGGCUAGAAUUUUGAUUGGUAAUUGUUUUUUUACAAAAAUGCCAAAUUGCAUGGAAGCACCCAGAGUGAGGUGCUCCACGCUGCCAGGCUGCUUUGGUGAGUCCAUCAGUGAGGUGAGCACCUUCACAACCAAGAACAACUACAUAAAGAGCCAAGAUGACCGUGAUUUCAGAGAUGAGUCACGAGUAUUGUGCUCUGCAAAUCCACACCAUCAGCUGGAAGUAUAAGUUUCCCAACUAACUUUAUACUGGGGUCCAACAGAACAGUCUGAAGUCCUGAUUCCCACCAAUUGUUUUUUAAAUUGUCUUCAAGAUUCAGGCAAGGUUGACAUCUAAUGCCUAUCCCUUACCAUUUGUGAAGAUGGGCUGAGCCGCCUUCUUUUACUGCUGCAGUCCAUGUGGUGAAGACUUUCCCACAGGGCCAAGGCUCCUGCUGAAUCACUUCAGAAUGCUGUAGGCCUUUUUGUAAAAACCAUUAACUGAAAAUUCAGGUGAACAAUGCGUAGAUGAGCGAGUACUUUAAACUAAGGUGCUGUUUCCCACCAGGACUUUCCUACCCCUUUGAGGUUUUUGUUGAUUUUAGUGCACUCUUUAGCAUUUGCAAUGCCUUCUGGGAAGGCACAGUCUUUGACACCUGUUGUGUGAAAUCCUUGUACCUACUAUAGGGGUGUGAUACCACUGGGAUGUUUGUGGCUUGUCUCACACUAGGUAACCAUGGUGACAGCAUCAUCAGCUUCUCUGCUGCAGCCUUGCACCUGUAAGACUGAAUUAAUUGCUUUAACUAUCUUCGAUUGUGCUAACCAAUCUUCUUGUUUUGGACGUAGCUAAUCAGCUUAACCUUGCAGUCCCGUUAUUUUGACUUUCCUCCUUUUCUCAAUUUUUGCGAUAUGUCUCAGCAUAGAAGCUUGUGAUUAAAAAAGGUAUUUCUCUUAAAGGGAUAAGGUGAACUUUGACCUCUGUAGAAGUCUUCCUCUUCACCCAGAUUGUAAAUGUAAAGAAUGACUCUGGGUUCUGUUUUAUUUUAUUGGGUGAUCAAAGAAUUUAUUAAAUUAAAGAAUUCUAAUAC